AUGGCUUGCUGUGUCCCCUGCUGCUGCAGUGUCCCCACCGGCCCUGCCACCACCAUCUGCUCCUCGGACAAGUGCUGCCGCUGCGGAGUCUGCCUGCCCAGCACCUGCCCACACACGACCUGGUUACUGGAGCCAACCUGCUGUGACAACUCCCCCCCACCCUGCCACAUCCCUCAGCCCUGCGUGCCCACCUGCUUCCUGCUCAACUCCUGCCAGCCCACCCCGGGCCUGGAGUCCCUCAACCUCACAACCUACACCCAGCCCUCCUGUGAGCCCUGCAUCUCAAGCUGCUGCUGA
Suricata suricatta (meerkat) is the source of this 297-nucleotide messenger RNA. RefSeq names its product keratin-associated protein 3-3. NCBI's taxonomy places the organism in Eukaryota, Metazoa, Chordata, Mammalia, Carnivora, Herpestidae. Gene Ontology annotation, molecular function: structural molecule activity. The transcript has a single exon. Bases 1 to 297 code for a protein of 98 amino acids. The record is from RefSeq and is a predicted model, not a curated record. Gene Ontology annotation, cellular component: keratin filament.